Salvia miltiorrhiza (redroot sage) is the source of this 2443-nucleotide messenger RNA. RefSeq names its product mitogen-activated protein kinase kinase kinase 1-like. The record is from RefSeq and is a predicted model, not a curated record. The transcript is spliced from 9 exons. Bases 374 to 2161 code for a protein of 595 amino acids. Gene Ontology annotation, biological process: protein phosphorylation. Gene Ontology annotation, molecular function: ATP binding; protein kinase activity. NCBI's taxonomy places the organism in Eukaryota, Viridiplantae, Streptophyta, Magnoliopsida, Lamiales, Lamiaceae.
GAAAAACACAAUAAAAUAAGUAACAAAAAUGAGGCCAAUUAGAAAAUUCAGAUGUCAAUACACAAUCAGUUCAAUGCACCGCGUCUGCUCCACAGGUUCAUAAUUCUCUCUCUCUCUCUGGCGCCGUUUUGCUGGUCUCUCUUUGCCUCUUCCCUCUUAACUACCUCUCUCUCUCUCUCUCUCUCUCUCUCUCUCACACACACACACACACAGUGACAGAGUUUCUGCUCUAAGCCCCAAAAUCAGCUUAAUUUUACGAACUCCGCGCAAUUAUUGAAGAUUACAGACGGGGAAUUAAGUUCGAGAUUGAAUCUAAUCACUGGAGAGGAGCUGAGAUUUCUGCUUAGCCGAUUAAUGGAUUUUGCUUCGGGUGAUGAAAAUGCAUCGAUUUCCGAAGCUCUUCUCCCAUAGGUCGGAGCCGCGCAAGAGCGGCGCAGAUUCCAGCUCCAGCCGCCGGCCGGCGAAGCCGAAGAGGCUCGAACGGAGCAACGCACUCAGGAAUGUCAACUACGAGUUCUCUCUGUCUAGUUCAGCUUCGUUUUCGUCGCACUCGCCGGAGGAGUCGCAGCGUGCGAGCUCCUUGGAUUUGUACAGCGGGAAGACGACGAGCUUCCGUGUGGAUGGGACCGAGGGCGAAUUUCAGGUUAUCUGCGAAGCCUUCGGUUUUUCCGGAAUAGACGAUUUCGCCAUAUCGCCGGAGGAAUAUGAGGCGAUGAAGGUGGGGUCUUCUACCCCUGGUAUGGUUAGUAAGACAUUGGAGCCUUUGUAUCAGGAAACUGAGGUUGAUUGUGAUGAUGUUGUGAAAUUUUCUUAUGGUAAUGGUUAUAUUGGGGCUAUUGAUGUGAUUGAUCGGAAAAUAGAGGGUUUAUCUGUUGGAAAUUUAGAUAAUAGUUAUGGUUUAGCUAGUAAGAAAUUGGGGGAAACUUGUGAUUUUGGUUAUUCGAAUAGGGCCAGGGGUGUUUCUGAGCUAUCAACGAGAUUAGAGGAUGGUGUAAGUUUUAAUGAUAAAUUAAGUGUGAGAUCAAAAGCAUCUCGUAUGACUGGUAUUAAGGGGGCACGGCCGACUAUAGUGGUACCCGAUUGGGAUACAUCAACAAGAUUUCUGCAGGAGCGUGAUCCGCGUAUCCCAAAAUUCCAAAGCAGAUUCUUCUCGAAUAAGGAAGAGAUUGAGGUAGUUGGUCGGGAUGGGACCGAGCUAGAGAAGGAUGUGAAGGUAGGGGCAAUGAUAACAGAAGAGAACCGUGCAUUAUCAGAGUCGUGCUCUUUCUCUUCAAAUGAGGACGAUUCUUCAAGCUCCAUGACUGAACCUAUGUCUAGCAUUUCAUCUAGUGAGAGAUACGGACGCGUUAUUCAUGACUGGCAGAAGGGUGAGCUUUUGGGUCGUGGGACAUUUGGAUCUGUGUAUGAAGGAAUUGCGGAUGGUGGAUUCUUUUUUGCUGUAAAGGAAGUAUCUUUGCUUGACCAAGGAGAGGACGGAAAGCAAUGUGUCGUCCAACUUGAACAGGAAAUUGCUCUUCUGAGUCAAUUUGAACACGAGAACAUCGUCCGGUAUUACGGGACAGAGAAGAAGGGGUCGCAUCUCUGUAUUUUUCUUGAGCUGGUCACACAAGGCUCCCUUUUGAGACUUUACCAGAAGUAUGACCUUCGAGUUCCACAAGUGUCUGGUUAUACAAGGCAGAUUCUACAUGGUUUGAAGUAUCUGCAUGACAAAGGUGUCAUCCAUAGAGAUAUAAAAUGUGCAAAUAUAUUGGUGCACACAAAUGGUUUGGUGAAGCUUGCUGAUUUUGGUCUUGCUAAGGUUGCCAAGUUGAAUGAUGUGAAGUCUUGCAAGGGGACUGCAUUUUGGAUGGCUCCCGAGGUUGUUCGGAGCAAGGGCUAUGGGCUUGCGGCAGAUAUAUGGAGUCUCGGAUGCACAGUCUUGGAGAUGUUGACCAGACGUUUUCCUUAUUUCGGUUUGGAAUAUAUGUCAGCAUUAUACAAGAUAGGACAGGGCGAGAGACCAGAUGUCCCUGCAACUCUUUCAAGUGAUGCACGGGAUUUCAUACUUCAGUGCCUACAAGUUGACCCAAGCUUGCGGCCAACAGCUGCCCAGCUCCUGGACCAUCCCUUUGUGAAGCGGCCGCUUUCAUCAUCUGCUCACAGUUUUGGCUGGCAGUUUUGAGAAUCGAGGUCCAUGGUGUGUAUGUACUACAAAACCUGAGGAAUUCGCAUUGUUUUGUGAAUAUGAGGCUCAAGAGUUUCCACUCUUCACUUAUUUGAAGACAUUUCGAUUUUGCCAGAUAGGAACUACUUUCUGUAAUCUCAUUCAUGCUCUGCUUGGUCUCUCUUUCUCUCUCUCUUUGUAUGUUGAUUGUUAUGUAGUAUUGUUAGUAUAUGUGAUCUUGUAAUUAAGUGUAUAUAUAACUGUUAAAUGUUAAUGAUGCUCUUCUUUUAUUCUACAGAA